CCCUCCCUAUUCUUUCUGCCCACCUACCGCCACCUCCCCCUCGCCUCGCGAACAGAUACCAAUACCCAGAUCACAAGUGAAGGGGCAGAUUUUUUUCUCACUUGUAUGCCAAGUCGCCUCCUCCCCAUCCGCGCCCCCUUCCUCACCAAGCCCACAGCUCUCAGGGGUUUUUGGAUCCUAGGCAAAGUGAAUUAUAGCUUUCUUCAGGAGUCAAAAUGCCUUCUUCAGGAAGAAUUUGCUAAACAUAUGGCUUCAAAUACUGGCAAGAAGCUCAUUCAGAUCGAUGUGAGCUCGGAUACAGUGUGCCCUUGGUGCUUUGUUGGGAAAAAGAAUCUUGAGAAAGCUAUGGAACAAACCAUGGACAAGUUCGAUUUCGAGGUUCGUUGGCAUCCAUUUUUUCUGAACCCUGAUGCACCUAAGGAAGGUGUCAAGAAAUCUGAUUUCUACAAGACCAAGUUUGGCCCUGUGCAGUUUGAGCGUGCAACUGCUCGCAUGAGAGAGAUGUUCCGAGGACUUGGCUUUGAAUAUGACAUGUCAGGACUCACCGGGAAUACAAUGGACAGCCAUAGGCUCAUAACACUUGCCGGACACCAAGGCUACGAUAAACAAAAUGCUCUUGUAGAUGAAUUAUUCGUCAGUUAUUUUUGCCAAGGAAAAUAUAUUGGUGAUAGGCAAGUUCUUAUGGAUGCUGCAAGAAAGGUGGGCAUAGAAGGAGCAGAAGAACUUCUGCUGGACCCUAGCAAAGGAGUCGAUGAGGUUAAGGAAGAACUCAACAAGUACUCUUCUGGCAUUUCUGGAGUCCCUCACUUUGUGAUCAAUGGAAAAUAUCAACUCAGUGGUGGUCAGCCUCCAAACAUAUUCAUGAGGGCGUUCGAGACUGCUGCCAAAGAUGCAGCUGAAUGAUUGUUCAAGGAACUUCUUUACGGAUUAUACUUGUAUGUACAAAAAUAGCAAAAUAUUGUGGUAAAAAGGAAUAAAGGAUGGCUUGCAAAAAGGAACAACAAAAGUUACAAGUCAUUUAUGGUUUUAUUAUGAAAAAGAUAAUUUAUGAAUCCUACUAUAUUUGCAGUAA
Messenger RNA from Triticum urartu, 1072 nucleotides. Its product is annotated as Thioredoxin superfamily protein. Gene Ontology annotation, molecular function: oxidoreductase activity. The record is from RefSeq and is a predicted model, not a curated record. NCBI's taxonomy places the organism in Eukaryota, Viridiplantae, Streptophyta, Magnoliopsida, Poales, Poaceae.